Messenger RNA from Medioppia subpectinata, 2595 nucleotides. The record is from the annotation of a GenBank genome assembly. Lineage: Eukaryota; Metazoa; Arthropoda; Arachnida; Sarcoptiformes; Oppiidae.
AUGGGAUCGUUGUUUAGGUCGGAACCGAUGACCAAAUGUCAACUGUUCCUGCAGUCAGAGGCCACGUAUAACUGUGUCUCAGAGUUGGGAGCAUUAGGUUUGGUUGAGUUUAAGGAUCUGAACGGAGAGAUCAAUGCCUUUCAGCGCCGGUUUGUCAAUGAGAUCCGUCGCUGCGAUGAGAUGGAGAGGAAACUCCGAUUCCUCGACAAAGAGAUCGCCAAAGAAGUGAUUCACGUGUUGGACACCGGAGACAAUCCGGAAGCGCCGCAACCGAAGGAAAUGAUUGAAUUGGAGUCGACUUUCGAGAAGUUGGAGACAGAGUUGAAAGACGUGAACAGAAACGCCGAGGCCUUGAAGAAGACAUACAAUGAGUUAAUUGAGUUGAAGUAUAUACUCAACAAAACCGAGUACUUCUUCGACGUCGUUGAGGGCAGACAACGGCGCGACUCAUUGCUGGCCGAAGACACCGCAGCUAUUCUGCCCAUCGAUGACGGCGGAGGAAGGGGUCACUCGACCGAUAAACUGGGUUUUGUGGCCGGAGUUAUCAAAAGAGAUCGUUUGAUGACAUUUGAACGCAUGCUGUGGAGAGUGUGUCGCGGAAACGUCUUCUUAAGGCAGCGCGAGAUCGAGAAACCUCUUGAGGAUCCGUUGAACGGCGAUUUGGUGCUCAAGUCUGUGUUCCUCAUCUUCUUUCAGGGCGACCAACUCAAGGCCAAAGUCAAGAAAAUAUGCGAAGGCUUUCGCGCCACUCUCUAUCCCUGUCCCGAAGACGUGUCCGAUCGGCGCAUAAUGUUAGACAAUGUGAGCACUCGUAUCGACGAUCUCAAUACGGUGUUGACUCAGACCACAGAACACAGACACCGCAUACUAUUGGCUUCGGCGAAGAAUCUGAAGAAUUGGUUCGUAAAAGUGAGGAAAAUGAAAGCCAUCUACGCGUCGAUGAAUAUGUUUAAUUUCGAUACGACCCAAAAGUGUCUGAUAGCCGAGUGUUGGUGUCCUUCAGACCGGUUGGACGCCGUGCGACACGCGUUGCGAAUCGGAACCGAUAGAAGUGGUUCUGCGGUUCCCUCUAUACUAAAUCGAGUUCACACGCAGGAAACGCCUCCCACUUUCAAUCGGACCAAUAAACUGACCACUGGUUUCCAGGCCAUUGUGGACGCGUACGGAGUGGCCAACUAUCGGGAGGUGAAUCCGGCGCCGUAUACUAUCAUCACUUUCCCGUUCCUGUUUGCGGUGAUGUUUGGCGACGCCGGACACGGGAUCAUAAUGUUUCUGUUCGCCCUAUGGAUGGUCCUAAAAGAGCGCCAAUUGGCCGCUCAGAAGUCCAAUAACGAGAUUUGGCUCACGUUUUUCAACGGCAGAUAUAUUAUACUAUUGAUGGGAAUGUUUUCCAUAUACACGGGUUUCAUGUAUAACGACGUGUUCGCCAAAUCCCUGAAUAUAUUUGGCUCCCAAUACUUCUCUCCGCCGCCGACACAACUGCCCUUCCCAUUGAACGUCACUUAUCCAGAUUUGCGCAAAUUUAAUGAUAAGUCUCUUUUGUUGGAUCCGCUAAACCACACGCACACCCGUUAUCCCUAUCCGUUCGGAAUGGACCCCAUUUGGCAGAUCAGCGAAAACAAGAUCCUAUUCCUCAACUCAUAUAAAAUGAAAUUAUCGGUCAUUUUGGGUGUUCUUCAGAUGUUGUUUGGAGUUAUCCUUAGCUUUUGGAAUCACACGUACUUCAGAAGAAGCAUUAAUAUAUGGGUUGAAUUCAUUCCUCAGGUUAUAUUCUUGCUGUGUAUCUUCGGGUACAUGAAUGCCAUGAUAAUUGUCAAAUGGUUCAAAUACAACGUCAGAUCGUCUAACGCCGCGCCUAAUGUACUCAUUACUCUCAUAUCUAUGUUUCUAUUCAAAUACCCGGACGACAACGACAAGAAUGUUCCCACAUAUCUCAAGACAUGGUAUCCGCAGCAGAAGAAUAUACAGACAAUACUACUAAUCCUGGCGGUGCUGUGCAUACCCUGUAUGCUGGCCAUUAAGCCCUGGUAUUUGAACCGACAGCACAAACGCAGACAAUACCAGCUACUACUGAGUCAAAGUCUAGCCGGCGGUGACACCACUGUAUUGAUAGUGGAGGACGAGCACAGCGGUGGCGGUGAUGGACACGGAGGGCGGGAUGGACACGGAGGCGGCGGCGAGUUUGAAUUGGGCGACACUAUCAUCAAUCAGGCCAUUCACACGAUUGAGUACUGUUUGGGAUCGAUCUCACAUACGGCCAGUUAUCUGCGUUUGUGGGCACUAAGUCUGGCGCACUCACAGCUCAGUGAAGUGCUCUGGAAUAUGGUUAUGAAGAUAGGUUUGUCUCAAGUGACGACAAUCGCUGCCCUGAAUGGCGUAAUAAUGGUGGUCAUAUUCGCCGCGUGGGCUGUGCUUACAGUGGCUGUGCUUCUAGUGAUGGAGGGUUUGAGUGCAUUCCUUCACGCCCUCCGUCUUCAUUGGGUUGAGUUCAACAGUAAGUUCUAUUCGGGCGCCGGAUAUGCUUUCCAACCCUUUUCUUUCGAUGUGAUCCUCGAUUUGGCCGAAAAGGAGAGCGCCGUUGAGACCACCAAAUAA